Messenger RNA from Aspergillus welwitschiae, 737 nucleotides. RefSeq names its product S-adenosyl-L-methionine-dependent methyltransferase. Lineage: Eukaryota; Fungi; Ascomycota; Eurotiomycetes; Eurotiales; Aspergillaceae. The transcript has a single exon. The annotation marks the transcript as partial. The record is from RefSeq and is a predicted model, not a curated record.
GUUCCUAUACAUCGUCAACACCAACAACUGAUCCAUCUACAACCACUAGCUAUUAAACAUCAAUGUUCCGUCCUCGCCUACCACUCUCUCCUCACCGCAUCUCCCAUCUUCUCUCCCACCCCGCCAAAAUGUCUGACUGGAGCGCAACCCAAUACCUCAAAUUCGCCGACGAGCGCGCCAUCCCCGCCCAAGAUCUCCUAUCACACAUCCCCCUGCAAUCUCCCUCUCACAUCGUUGAUCUUGGCUGCGGCCCCGGAAACUCCACCGCCAUGCUUUCCGCCCGCUACCCAUCCUGCCCGAGCAUCUCCGGCAUCGACUCCUCCCCGAACAUGAUCGCCCGCGCUAAAGAAUCAUCUAACAACAAUACGACCUUCGCCGUGGCGGACGUGGAAUCUUACUCUCCCCCGCCCAACCAACCCGUAGAUCUCUUCUUCUCCAACGCUGUCCUGCACUGGCUUCCCCGUUCUACUCGUCUCCCUACUAUCCGCAGACUCCUACUUACUCUUCCCCCGGGCGGGGUUUUCGCCUUCCAGGUCCCGGAUACCUUGAACGAGCCAUCGCAUACGUCUAUGCGAGAGGUCGCGAGGACGGGGCCCUGGGCGGAACAUCUACGGAGUACGUUGGUGGAAAGGGACGAGUUGGAUUCGCCGGGGGAGAUCUAUGAUGCGUUGGUGGAUGUUUGUGAGAGUUUGAGGAUUUGGGAGUCGAUGUAUUAUCAUUCCCUUGGGAGUUGGGGG